CAUGUCAUCUAUUUUGAAUAAAUUUAAGAAAUAAACACAAUCUGAGACUCCAAGUGCAAUCAAAUUAGAAAAUACUUCUUUCGGUUAAUAAACAGGGACAUAUUAACCUCCAGUCAUCCCUGCUAUUUAAUUACCAUAAUCAAAUCAACCUAGAUAAAAAGGAAGACCAGGAGGAGGUAAAAAUAAAUAAAUUACAAAUUAGGUUGGGAUGAUGAACCUUAAUCUUAGCCAGAAUAAAUUAGUAUUUCAAAUAAUAAAGCAACCAACUCAAUUAAUUUAUUAAAUAAUACUCCACCAAAAUAGAAUGAAUAAUAAAAUAAUAUUGAUGUUCUUUUGCCACCUUAACCUGUUAUAGGAAAUAUUUAAUUGAGCAGAAUCACGGAUUACAAAAAAGGUUAAUUGUUAACUUAUGAAGAAUUGGAAUUAGGAGGAUUGUAAGAUAUAUCUCAAAAUUUAGUGAUUAUGAAUUUCAUCUGGUUGAUGAAGUAAUUAAAUUGGGUGGUAUCAAAUUAAAGUAAAGUGACAAUGUUCUUAAAGAAUUUACUAGAGCAAUUUCAACUAUUUAAGAAUAACUUAUAGGUAGCAUACUUUUAAAUAAAUUGCAUAGUGAAGAUAAUUGGAAAGUAUAGAUUGUAAGAUAUCCUUAUAAUUAUUAGAGAUGUAUAUAUGCUAUUCAAUAUGUGUGUCAAUAAUAUUAAAAUUAUAGAGAAUUCUUUUAAAUGAAUUAAUAAUAUCUGAGAGUUGAAACUGAUUAAUAAUUAUUAUCAGGAGCUAUUGAUUAGACAUUAGCAGAAGUGAAUGGUUAAUAAGUUUAAAAGUAAAAAGUAAUUAAUAAUUAAAUUAUUAAAAAAGGAAUUUUAAUUAGAAUUUAGAGAACCACCAAAACCACAAGCUAAUUUAUAAAAUUAAAAACAAAAUUUAAUUGAUAUUUUAGAUACAUCUUAAAAUGAUACAUAAUAAUAGAAAUAAUAAUAAUAAAAACUUAAUUUAAAAUAAUUAAAGAUUAAACAACCUGCUGUUUAAACAUAAUAAUAAUAAUAACCUUUAGUAUAAUAAUAGUAAAUACAAUAAUAAUAAUUAUAAGGUCAAUAGAAAAAUACAUAAUAAAUUAAUUUAUUGGAUGCAUUUAGUGAUUUGUCUUUAGAAAAUUAUAAUUAAUAAUAAUUCUAACCAAUAUAAUAAUAAUAAAUUAAUUAAUAAUAAUAAUAAUAAUAAUAAAAUGGUAUAAGUUUUGAUGAUUUACUUAAUUCAUAAACUACCAAUCAAUAAUAAACUUAACCAAAAAAGAAUGCUUUUGGUUUCAUAAAAAAAGAUUAAUAAUAACAAUAAUAGACAUUCUAAUAACCAAUAAAUUUACUUAAUUCUCCUCCAUAAUAAUAUUAAUAAUAGCCUUAAAUCUAUAAUUAAGUUCCAUAAUUGCAACCAUAAUAUUUAUAUAAUCAAUCUCAAAGCAAUUAAAAUCAAUAGAUUUAUUAACAACCCCAAUAACAAUUUAACAAUUAAUAAUAAUCAUAAAACAAUAAAAAGGAUUUAAUUGAUUUUCUAAAUUUGUGA
Messenger RNA from Paramecium pentaurelia, 1554 nucleotides. The record is from the annotation of a GenBank genome assembly. Lineage: Eukaryota; Ciliophora; Oligohymenophorea; Peniculida; Parameciidae.